Molecule: messenger RNA, 2508 nt
Organism: Chrysemys picta bellii (western painted turtle)
Lineage: Eukaryota; Metazoa; Chordata; Testudines; Emydidae
Gene: LHX5
Product: LIM homeobox 5
Biological process (GO): neuron differentiation; regulation of transcription by RNA polymerase II
Cellular component (GO): nucleus
Molecular function (GO): zinc ion binding; DNA-binding transcription factor activity, RNA polymerase II-specific; RNA polymerase II transcription regulatory region sequence-specific DNA binding
Source: RefSeq, a predicted model, not a curated record
GAACAGCGUGAAAGUGGAGAAAAGUCCCAACCAGCCAUCUACACGUAGGAACCCGGGGCUCCUGGCUUUUUAUGAUGGUUAUGAUUAUUAUGUGUUAUUAUUAAUCCCUUUCGUGGACCGGCUGCACCCACAGAGGCGCUGAUGCUGCUCCAGGCCGAGAUGCUGCUCAAUUGAAAGGCACCGGGAAAGUCACCCCACCGGGAUAUCUUUGCUUGGCUUCCCCCCCACUGAACCUGCUGGGAGAGGUGUGAGGGGCGUGGGGGAAGAGAGGCGUCUGCCUCAGUGGAGGGGAGCUGGAAAGUCCACGCGACACUUUUCGCCUGCCCUCAGGACGCCCAGGAGAAGAAGGCAAGAAGCUGCCCGGGUUGUUCUGCGUUUCCCCCCCUUUGCGAUCGCUUGCGGCGGCGGGGUGGGGGUUGCAUUCUGCUUUAGUGUGCUGGUCUCGCCUUCCUCUGCGGAGGUCAUGAUGGUGCAUUGUGCAGGCUGCGAGCGGCCCAUCUUGGACAGGUUUCUGCUGAACGUGUUGGACAGGGCAUGGCACAUUAAAUGUGUCCAGUGCUGCGAAUGCAAGUGCAACCUGACUGAGAAAUGCUUCUCCAGGGAAGGCAAGCUUUAUUGCAAAAAUGACUUUUUCAGGAGGUUCGGUACCAAAUGCGCAGGCUGCUCCCAAGGCAUCUCUCCAAGCGACCUCGUCAGGAAAGCCCGAAACAAAGUCUUUCACCUGAACUGUUUCACGUGCAUGGUUUGCAACAAACAGCUCUCCACGGGAGAGGAACUUUAUAUCAUAGACGAAAACAAAUUUGUUUGCAAAGAGGACUAUUUGAACUCGCCCAGCUUAAAGGAAGGGAGCCUCAACUCAGUGUCCUCCUGUACAGACAGAAGUUUGUCCCCGGAUCUCCAGGACCCCAUGCAGGAUGAUACAAAGGAAACAGACAAUUCCACCUCCUCGGACAAAGAGACCACCAACAACGAGAACGAGGAGCAGAACUCGGGCACCAAGAGGAGGGGACCUCGGACUACAAUUAAAGCCAAGCAACUGGAGACUCUCAAGGCUGCCUUUGCUGCUACCCCCAAACCUACCAGGCACAUCCGGGAACAGCUGGCCCAGGAGACGGGGCUCAACAUGAGAGUGAUCCAGGUUUGGUUCCAGAAUCGAAGGUCCAAAGAGAGGAGAAUGAAACAGCUGAGCGCGCUGGGGGCCAGGAGGCAUGCCUUCUUCAGGAGUCCUCGGCGCAUGCGCCCUCUGGGAGGCAGGCUGGAUGAAUCUGAAAUGUUGGGUUCUACCCCUUACACUUAUUAUGGAGAUUACCAAGGAGACUACUACGGGCCAAGCGGGAACUACGAUUUUUUCCCCCACGGGCCUCCCUCGCAAGCCCAGUCCCCAGCAGACUCCAGCUACCUUCCGACCUCAGGGCCCGGCUCCACGCCCCUGGGGCCCCUGGAGCCCCCGCUCCCCGGACACCACUCCUCCGAAAACCAAAGGUACACCGACAUGAUCUCGCACCCCGACACCCCGAGCCCCGAGCCGGGCCUGACCGGCUCGCUGCACCCCAUCCCCGGCGAGGUCUUCAGCGGCGGCCCCAGCCCCCCUUUCUCCAUGUCCAGCAACAGCGGCUACAGCGGCCCCCUCUCGCAUCCCAACCAGGAGCUGAACGAGGCAGCGGUGUGGUAGGGCUGACCCAGCCAGCGGGGGUUUGUGGGGGCGCUGGGGACCCCCGGAUCCCUCUGCCCCAGGCAGAUCCCGCCUCCUCGUCCCAGCCCCGGCUAAGACACCAGGAACCAAAACCGGCCGCCUGACACUGAUGCCAAAAUUCUCCGGAGUCCCCCCACGCCCCAAGCCAACAGGACCGCGGGCCGCUGGGGCUCCCCGCACUCAGUGUCUUUCUUCCUCGCCACGUGUUAGCAGGCACGGGGCCGAGACGUGCCAGUGCUGACUAACCUCUGCAAGUAUCUGAAGCAGCAUCUCUUGGACCAAAGCUGAACUGGACUGGAUCACAGAUUUCCUGAUUGACUGAACUUCAUACUUUGGGGGGGGGGGGGGCUUUUUCUUUCUUUCUUUCUUUUUGCUCCAUCCAGAAUUGCAUCUUUUUUAAUCUUAAUCUGGAAAUGGGGGGGGGGAAACAACCCCUCAUAAUCCACUUUUUUUAUUAGAAGGUUGGUUUUGUGGUGAUGGAGGUGGGAAUGGGAACUGGUGUGUCUUGCAAAAGAAAACCUUCACUGAUGACAAGGCGCCCCCUCGUGGUUAGUUCUGGCUCAGCUUUCCAGGACUGCAGGACUUUAAUGUUUGGAGAGACUUUCAUUGGGGUUUGUUUUGUUUUCCACUGGGCAGAAAUAUAACUAAAACUACCAAUAAAAAAGCGAUCCAAGUCUGAAUGUCUCUGGCAAACACCACUUCAAACCCAAAAGUUUAUUGGAGGCUACACGGAUUGAAGGAUGUAUUAUAGUUUUUGCUUCUAGUUUCUUUAUUUUGUAUAAAGAAGAAACAAAUAAAGUAUGUUUUUGUGUUUA